This is a messenger RNA of Symbiodinium natans, 2349 nucleotides long. Lineage: Eukaryota; Dinophyceae; Suessiales; Symbiodiniaceae. The record is from the annotation of a GenBank genome assembly.
AUGGCGACAGCUUCUGCACGGCGGAAGCACAGCAAGGCAUGGGCAGGCAAGCGCAACCUUGUGAAAGUCCUGCGCAAGACGUGGCGUGGUUGUCUGCAGCUGCAUCAUCGUGCCGACGGCGGUACCCAACUGUUGAGAAUGCGGGAUUUGGCACAGGCAUCUGGUUUCUUCCGGGAAUGCCCAGGUUUGCACGAAGAUGAGGAUGGCACCAUGAGCCCCGCCACAUCAGUGUCUGAUGUUUGCUUGCUGAUACCCACCUCUGCGCGACUAAGCCGGGGGGCUCGAUCGCUGCUGCCGGAUGUGCUUCUGUGGCUUGUGGGCGCCGCUCACUUGCCCUUGGGGGUAGCUACAGUUUUCGUCGACCAAGAUUUGCGCCCAGUUGCCCUGAGAUCGCUUUCGCGUGCGAGAGCUCGCCGCUCCCAGUACGAUGCCGUCAUUGCGGUUCGGUUGUUGGCGCUGAGCCGCUAUCUACUUUGUGAAAGGCUGCAUGCUGCUGUAGAGAGAUGGCUGUGGCGAAGCGGUGUGGUGGGAAGACAGGCCUUUGCAUCCCAACUGCUCGACGGUGAUGCCAAGGAGGGCUUCAGCUUGGGCGAUGCAUGUGCGAGCUUCAAGACCCUAGGAGCACGCAGGGGCCUUGCACGAGGUUUGGCAGAGCUUGCCGGGGACUUGCAGAACAUUUCAGAGGCUGCUACUCUCCUUACAGACGACUGCGCGAUCGUGCGGGAGCAUGUGCUCCGAGCCUUGUGCAAAGCGACCUCUGAGGCUGCGAGUGCCUGUGCGCAGGCCAUUGCGGGGUGCUUGCAAGACGAGUCCGCUGAGGUUUCUGGGCAGGCUGCCAUGACUUUGUGCCACCUGGCUGCCCAAAGUGGCAGCAAGCUUCAGGCGCAAGAAGUGGCCAAGCUCGUUGCUCCCUUGCUUGCCAACUCUGAUCCGCACAUCGUCGAGGCAGCCUCGGAAGGGAUGGCAAAGCUGGGUACCUGUGCAGCUCCCUUCGCAGUGCGCUGUCUGGAGGCAGACAGCAAGCUGGAACGCCAUGCGGGUGUCUGCAUCUUGGAGGGCUUGGGAUCCCAAAGAGGUGGCGGCGAAGCUGUCGAAGCUGCACUCGGACUGCUCCAGCAUCGAAGCCCGGAGGUGCGGCGUGCCGCCCUGCGGGUCCUGGAAAGGCUUUCGAAGCUUUCGAGCAAAGAUGGCGUGGGCAGAAUCGGCGCAGUGGCCCUCACUCCAACUGCCGUGGAAAGAAUCGGCGCAGCUCUAGAUGAUGAAAGCGGUCGAGUUCGUGGAGUCGCAGCACUUGCCUUGGCCAAUUUGGGCUCCGAGGCUGUCGAGCCUUUUGCAGGCCAUCUCGUCAUGACGCUCAGAGGAGGUGUCUCUGGUGAGGUUGAUGCUGCCGAGCUCAGGGAAGUCCUAGAAGCCCUGACCCGGCUGGGCCGAGAUGCGCGCUGGGCUGCGCAGGCUGUCGCUGACCUCUUCCUGAUCAGUGCCUGGAGCGUCCGGCGCUCUGCUGCAAUCGCCUAUGGGCAGAUCUGUGGAGACACUGCAGAGGCACCGAAAGGCGAGGGCCAAACCAGAACGGACUCAGAGGCCGAGGAUGGGGCAGUGGGAGCUGGCGCCGGUGCUGACACUGUCCGAACAGCUGCUGCGCGACUGGCGAAGAUGCUGGAGGACGAGAUCCCAGAUGUCGCCGAAGGGGCCGCCAAGGCGCUUGGACGGCUGGGCUUUCAGGGCGCAUGCUGCGCGCGGCAGCUUGCUUCAUGUCUGGACGAUCAAGACGACCAUCUUGCCAGAGCAUGCCUCGACUCCUUGCUGAGUCUCCUGAGAGCUUCAUGUGGUGCAACCCAAGAAGCUGCGGCAGCAGGACUGGGAUCCUGCUUUGAGAAAGGAGGGAAGGCGCCAGUGGAAGCCCGUGAGCGCCUGGCUGCAGCUCUGGUCACUGCUGCUCAAAGUGACGACAGGAGUGUUCGCGAAGAGUCCGUUCGGGCUUUGGGACACCUGGGGAGCGCUGCAAGCUGCGAGCAGACGGGUCGUGGGUGUCGCAGGCCCAUGUCACGUCUUCAAUGUCGCAUCUUCGAGACUGUCAUUGACGGCCUCGAGGAUGUCUCGGUCGCUGUGCAGCGAGCAGCCAUGGAUGCCCUAGGAGUCCUCCGACUGCCGAGACAGGCCGGGCAGCAACGGGAGGCAGUGCUCCGAUCGCUCCUGGGCGGCCCCUCGAAAAGCUUGCGCCUCCAUGCGAUGGCCGCGCUGGCCCGAUGCCAGGCAGACCAGAUGACGAAUCUUGAGCCUGCAGAAGACCUGACGCGCUUUGCAAAGAAGCGCAGGAGACCAUGCAGCCAGCAAAAAGAGCACCACUGA